Striga asiatica is the source of this 1908-nucleotide messenger RNA. Lineage: Eukaryota; Viridiplantae; Streptophyta; Magnoliopsida; Lamiales; Orobanchaceae. The record is from the annotation of a GenBank genome assembly.
AUGGCAAGUCUUGAAGUGGAUGAGAAUGGAGUAAGGUUUUCUGCUAAUGGUGUUGCUUUAACCAAGAAAGUUGUUGAGACUGAAACUGUGGUAGAGUCUGCUAUUGAUACCACCCCUGGUCUUGUUAAUAUGGAGAAAAAAGAAAAUGGUGUGUGUGUUGAAGAUUUUUUCAUGGGGUCUCCAGUUAAUCUGAACGGUGUUAUGAACAACACUGAAAAUUCGAAAGAAGGUAUGAAAAAGUGUUCUGCUGAAUCUAAUCUUCAUGCAAAUGUGAAAAAACAGAGGAACAAUAAUGCCGAAAAAAAUCGUCGUGACUUUCGUGUGGGCGAUUUCGUGUGGGGUAAAAUCAAGAGCCAUCCAUGGUGGCCUGGCCAGAUAUACUCUCCAAGCGAUGCCUCGGAAAUUGCCGUCAAACAUAGCCAAGAGUCUCGUUUGCUGGUGGCCUUCUUUGGCGAUGGCUCCUGUUCUUGGUGCUUGCCUUCCCAGCUCGUGCCCUUUGUUGAAAAUUUCAAACGAUUGUCAACUGAAAGCUCGACUAAAAUCUUCCAUAACGCGAUACAUUGUGCUUUGAACGAUGUGGGAAGGCUCGUUGAGCUCAGCAUGACUUGCGAUUGUGUGCCUUUGGAUAAAAGAGAUGGGCUCGCUCGACCCAUUGUGUCUAAUGCUGGGGUUAAGAAAGGUGUUCUUGUGCCGAAUGUCGACAUUGGCCGAAUUCAUGUGCCCGAUUAUGGGUCAACUCAAAUUCUUGAUAAAUUGAUGAGUUUUGCUAAGUGUGAUUUGUUUGACUCGUUUUUGGAGCUUGCAGUCUUGAAAAGUUGGCUUUCCGCAUUUUAUCGUUCAAGGGGUUGUCACAAUUUGCCCGUUUAUUAUGAGCCCGUUUGGAUUGAAGGGCUCGAGGAUAAGAACAAAUCCGUGAAGGACCCAUCUGGUGAAGAUUUUAGUGUCCUCAUCGAGGUGCCUAUUCUGGGCCCACAGAAGAGUGUUGCAAAGCUUAUGGGAAAGAGAGCCAAAGAGAGCAUUUGGGAUGGAGGUAAAAGUGAGGAUAGAGUGAAAAUGGGUUCUUUACCUGGAAAAUUAAAGGAAAUCGAAGUUGGAGCUGGUGAGAGUAUUUCGUGUGAUGAAAUUCGAAUGAUAUCUUCGCCGAGGGAAAGGAAGAAGAGCAAGUAUCUGUCUCCUCCUUAUACGAAUCCCAGCUGCUUUAGUCUUGCAAAUUUCGGGUCUAAUGUGAAAUCGGGAUCUGAUAAAUCUAACAAGAGAGAGCAUUCUAAAAAAGCCAUAACUGGGGGAAAGAAAAGAAAAACGUCGAAAAAUCAAGAAAAUGGUGUCACCCCAAAAAAGGCAAAAUCAGCUGAUGGCACGGAAAUGCCCAAAGCAGUGAAGAACUUGGAAGGAAGUGCCUCUACGUGCCUGCUUGUGACGUUCACUCCUGAAUUUCCACUUCCCAAAAAGGAAGAAAUCGUGAGGCUCUUUGGUAAAUUCGGCAGACUUAACGAAAAUGAAACUAACGUGUUGACCGAGUCUCAUGCAGUUCGUAUCGUCUACACAAAGGAAUAUGAUGCUGAAAUAGCGUUUAUAUUAUCUGUUAGAGAAAGCCCAUUUGACUUAGACAAUGUUAGUUACUGGUUGAAGCAUUCUUCUUCGGGCGGCACAAAUUCCGAGCCCUUUAUUUCUCCGUGGGCUUAUGAUAAAUCGUGCUCUUCUCAACAGGUGGAUGAAUUUAUGGUGGAUGUAAGGGCUAUCAGGCAAAAACUCGAGAUAAUGAGUGCUAUUCUGGAAAACUAUCAUCCCAAAUUUCCGAGUGAGGAAAAAUCCGGUUUGAAAGAUGACGUGAAGCAGCUGAUGGAGAAUGUGGAGACGGUGAGUGAUAAGGUACGAUUGAUGGCUGAGAAUACCAUUACCACUUCUUGA